Molecule: messenger RNA, 2007 nt
Organism: Aspergillus luchuensis
Lineage: Eukaryota; Fungi; Ascomycota; Eurotiomycetes; Eurotiales; Aspergillaceae
Product: GMC family oxidoreductase
Exons: 3
Coding region: 1-2007 (668 amino acids)
Molecular function (GO): flavin adenine dinucleotide binding; oxidoreductase activity, acting on CH-OH group of donors
Source: RefSeq, a predicted model, not a curated record
AUGCAUCUCCAUACAAUUUUUGGGUCACUGUCCGCCCUUUCUUUGGCUGUCGCAUCUCAGGGUGCGGAACAUGGACAUAGUCAUCUCCAUAAACGCUCAGAGGCGACUGAAUAUGACUAUGUCGUAGUUGGAUCUGGUGCCGGGGGUGGUCCAGUGGCAGCGCGGCUGGCUAUUGCCGGACACAAAGUUCUUCUCCUGGACGCAGGAGAUGACCAAGGCAAUGCCACCGUGCAGCAGGUGCCCGCCCUCCAACUCCAAUCCACCGAGUACGAGCCGAUGAGAUGGGAUUAUUUCGUCCACCAUUAUUCGGACCUCACCCGGCAGAAAGAGGACUCCAAGAUGACCUACCGCACACCUGCUGGAGAUCUCCAUGUUGGCCCAAAUCCGCCGGGUGGCUCUGAACCCCUGGGUAUCUUAUACCCUCGAGCUGGCACACUGGGAGGAUGCACCUCUCAUAACGCCAUGAUCACUAUCUAUCCGUACGAACAUGACUGGAAUCAUCUCGCCAGCAUCACCGGUAAUGACUCCUGGUCAGCCGAUAACAUGCGACGAUAUUUUGAGCGGCUGGAGAAGAAUCGAUAUCUGCCCAGCAGCGUGACUGGCCAUGGAAUGGAUGGCUGGCUCAUGACGAGCUUGACAGACUUGAGACUAGUCAUCGAGGAUCAAAAGCUCCUCUCCUUGAUCCUCGCGGCAGCGACGGCUGCGGGUAAAUCCGUCCUUGAAAAGGUCAUCACCACCGUCACCGGCCUGGGCGAGGUGCUCCUGCGUGAUCUGAACAACCCUUCCCCGACCCGUGAUUACGAGACCGGUCCAUACCAGGUACCUCUCGCUGUGGAACUUCCAGAACACAGACGGACGGGUCCUCGCGAUUUCAUUUUGAACACGGUCAACGCAUUGAACUCGGAUGGAUCGCGCAAGUAUCACCUUGACGUCCAGCUCAACACGCUUGUGUCCAAGGUUCAGUUUGAUACCUCUGCACCCGAGCCAAAGGCCACCGGAGUUGAGUAUCUUACUGGUCAAAGCCUCUACCGUGCGGACCCUCGGGCUUCCCGCACGUCUUCCCUAGGCACACCAGGCAGCGUGAAGGCUUCCCGGGAAGUGAUUCUGGCUGCUGGCUCAUUCAAUACCCCCCAGCUCCUAAAGCUCAGCGGAAUUGGUCCCCAGAAAGAGCUGUCGAAGCAUGGUAUUGAAACACUGGUCAACCUGCCGGGUGUUGGCUCCAAUCUGCAGGACCGUUACGAGACGGGCGUCAUCGGCCAGUCGCCCACCGACUUCGUUCUCACGGAGAAGUGCACCUUCCUAUACAGUAGGCCCGACCCUUGCCUGGAGCAAUGGAAGAAUGGUACUCUGUUCAAGGGCACUUACACGACUAAUGGUAUUGCUAUUGCUGUCAUCCGCAAGUCGUCCGCCGCCGACGACACACCAGACCUCCUUGUUUCUGGCGCUCCUGUUAAAUUUCCCGGCUAUUACCCCAACUACUCGUACGAGGGCCUGAAAGAGUCCAACCACUGGACCUGGAUCACCCUAAAAGCGCAGAGCCGUAACAACGCUGGGACUGUUGAGCUGCGCUCGACGAACCCUCGCGAUACCCCGGUCAUCACCUUCAACUACUUGGACACCGGAAAUACAACGGAUGGUGCUGACGAGAAGGACCUUCAGGCUGUCCACGACGCCAUGGAAUUCUCGCGCACGAUCUUCCGCGAUCUGGUGCCGCUGGAUGGCGGGUUUACGGAAAUCUGGCCGGGCUCUAAUGUCACGGCUGGUUCUAAGCUCAAGGACUUUAUCAAGCGGGAAGCCUGGGGCCACCAUGCUUGCUGCACGGCGCCCAUCGGCGAGGACUCUGACCCCAAGGCGGUUCUUGACUCGGACUUCCGAGUCCGUGGUGUGAAGGGGCUGAGAGUCGUGGAUGCGUCAGUCUUCCCUAAGAUUCCGGGAUACUAUAUUGCCCUACCUAUUUACAUUAUCAGUGAGAAGGCCGCAGACGUGAUCAUUGCUGAUGCUGCAUAA